GGACAGUUUCGGGCGGAGCCGAGGAGGAGCGCAUUAUAUUAGGGUGCAUCUAGCAGAGCGAGCUGGGUUACUGCUCUGCCUCAGGUCGGCAUUUCGUCACCACACUGAGGGAGUCCGCCGAACUAAAGGAACACUGUACGGGAAAUAAAUCAGAAUGCCGGCGAAACAAGACGAAGGUGGAUGGAAGAAGUUUGUGUGGGACUCUGAGAAGGGGGAGCUGCUCGGCCGCACGGGGGGCAGUUGGUUCAAAAUUAUUGCCUUCUAUGUGGUCUUCUAUGGCUGCCUGGCUGGAAUCUUCAUCGGAACCAUCCAAGCCAUGCUGCUCACUCUGAGCAACUACAAACCCACCUGGCAGGACAGAGUCGCCCCCCCUGGCCUCUCACACACCCCGCGAUCAGAAAAAUCUGAAGUGUCCUUCAGCAUGAACGACGUGGAGACCUACCUGCCUUACACCAAGGCCCUGAGGGACUUCAUGUCCAAGUAUGACGAAAAAUACCAGACGGACAAGAUGCAGUUCGAGGACUGUGGAGUGGAUCCAGGAGAGUACAAGAACCGAGGCGAGUUGGAGAGCGAUGCCGGCAUCAGGAAGGCCUGUCGUUUCUCCAGGACCCAGUUGGGCCCCUGCUCCGGCCUUGAAGACCCAGACUUCGGUUUUAAGGAGGGCAAGCCCUGCUUCAUCGUCAAGCUCAACAGGAUCGUCAACUUCCGCCCAAAGCCUCCUACUUCUAACGGGAGUAUCCCUGAAGAAGCUCAGUACAAGGUGCAGCCCAAUGUCAUCCCCAUCUACUGCACCAACAAGAGAGAGGAAGAUGCCGGUAAAAUCGGAGAGAUUAAGUACAUCGGUAUCGGCAACGGCUUCCCCCUCCAGUACUACCCCUACUACGGCAAGCUGCUCCACCCUCACUACCUCCAGCCACUGGUGGCUCUGCAGUUCACCAACCUGACCUUGAACACUGAACUGCGCAUCGAGUGCAAAGUGUACGGAGACAACAUCGACUACAGCGAAAAGGACCGCUACCAGGGACGCUUCGACAUCAAGCUGACCAUCAGUAAUUUAUGACCGGCGUCAGGACCUUAGCACUUUCCCUGCCCCCUCCUCCUUUCCUCUGCCCCUUUUUGUCCUGAACUAAAUAACAAUAGUCAUGUAGAAGAUUAUAAGUAAGGGGGAUAGUCUGUAGCGGUUAAGUCAAUCACAAAUAGUCUUGAAUGAAUAAAUGACAGAAAAAACCUGAUAGGGGACCGAUGUAAUCUUCCUGCUUCCAUCACUAGCUUCUACACUUCUGUCUAGCUUAAUUUAGAGGACAAAUAGCAAUAUGCCUAAUAAAAAUAUUUAUUCAGCUGUAAAUGAGACUUUUCUCCAAGCCAUGGGACAUUGUUCAUCGAUGAGUGUAGAGUCCAUCUCUGACCGUCUGUCCCUCCGCACAUCGCUGCCUUCGUGGUUCCAGUAGAUCUUUUUGGCGUUAGUUGCAGAAUCUGGUCCUUCCACACUACACAGUUCCUCAUUUUCUUCUGUGGGCAAGCUUUAGCAGUUGUAGGCAUGUGUGUGUCCGAUGUAUACACACACUCCAAUUUCGUAGAUGAUUGACAUUAGUACUCUUCUGAUCUGUGUAAGGAAAAGGCUGCACUCCAGGGAACUUCUCUCCUCUUUUUAUUCGUCUUUUGCAUCUGAUCACGAGGGACUCUUUUACUCUGCCUUUUUUCUAUUUUUUCUUUGUUAAAUCAUUUCAAUGUUUGCGGGGUUUUAUUACGUGGUGUCAUGCCUUUUACUUUUGAUUUUGCCUUUUGGAUGUAGAGUUGUGUGUACAGCCUGUUAGACACUGCCCACUGUACGGCGCUAACUCGAGAUUUUCUUUUUGCUGGAUCCAUCACAGCAUUGUGGUGUCACUCUGAAUGUUUUAGCCAUUAAACGUGGUGGAAUAAUUUUAUAUUUAUGCAGUUGUACAUUUUGUUUCUUUGCAGAAUAUUGUAAUGUAUAAAUGCAAAACCAAAGUGACAGUUUGGAAGAUGAGAAGAGCGCAUCAGAAGCAAUGCACUACUUGUGAGGCUCUCAUCCUGUUAGUGCUAAAGUCAAUGUCUCGCCUUGCAACCUCAGUGGUUACCUCCUUUUGUUUUGGCCAUGAAUGUAGUUAGGUGUAGAAUGAAUUUGAACUCCAUUGACCUGAUUUAAUGCAUUUCUAAAAAGAUGAGUUCCUACCGAGCUCAGUGGCUUUAGAUGAUCAAUGAUGAUGACUUUAAUAUUCCAUAGGAUCUCAUUUUGAUGUGCAACACUCACCUUAAAUGUCAGUCCACUUUCCAUCAGUUCAUCCAGCUUUGUCAUUUAAUCAAAGAUAGAAACAAAUAAAAAUCAUAAUGGAU
Molecule: messenger RNA, 2355 nt
Organism: Eleginops maclovinus (Patagonian blennie)
Lineage: Eukaryota; Metazoa; Chordata; Actinopteri; Perciformes; Eleginopidae
Gene: atp1b1b
Product: ATPase Na+/K+ transporting subunit beta 1b
Exons: 6
Coding region: 155-1060 (301 amino acids)
Biological process (GO): sodium ion export across plasma membrane; intracellular sodium ion homeostasis; potassium ion import across plasma membrane
Cellular component (GO): sodium:potassium-exchanging ATPase complex
Molecular function (GO): ATPase activator activity
Source: RefSeq, a predicted model, not a curated record